AUGGAGGACGACUUUCGGCCGCAGGUGAAGAAGGUGGCUGUGGCCAUGGGCGCUUCGCUCACGGAGCGGGACAUCGAGCGCAUGCCACGGGAGAUGAGAACGCAUGGAAACUUUCACUACAGCAGGUUUCUGGAGUACAUGAGGCAGUUCAAGACCUCCGAGCAGAGAGAGGACGCCAUCAGGAAGGCUUUCACCAUGCUCGACAAAGACGGCAGCGGAUACAUCGAGUGGAACGAGAUCAAGUACAUCCUGUCUACUGUCCCGACUGCAGCUCCAUCAGCUCCUCUGUCUGAUGAGGAGGCGGAGGCCAUGAUCCAGGCUGUGGACACUGACGGAGAUGGACGCAUCGACUAUUCAGAGUUCGCAGACAUGGUGAAGAUGGAGACGAAAGCGAAGAAGUAGAGGUCACGUAGUUGAUCUGAGUGUGAUGAAGAGGAAGACGAUGUCCCCUCCCUCCCUGAAGAAGGAUCUUCC
This is a messenger RNA of Epinephelus moara (kelp grouper), 474 nucleotides long. Its product is annotated as parvalbumin-like EF-hand-containing protein. The transcript has 4 exons. The record is from RefSeq and is a predicted model, not a curated record. Lineage: Eukaryota; Metazoa; Chordata; Actinopteri; Perciformes; Serranidae. Gene Ontology annotation, cellular component: cytoplasm; nucleus. Gene Ontology annotation, molecular function: calcium ion binding. Bases 1 to 402 code for a protein of 133 amino acids.